AUGGAUGAUAAUAAGUUUUUGCCAAAAUUAUCACAAAAUUUACUUGAAAUUUUAGAAGAUGAUGAAUAUUACGAUGUUACAAUUGAAGUUGGUAGUGACCCUUGCGUAAAAAUAUUUUGUGCUCAUAGAAAUAUAUUAAAUUAUCGUUCACCUUAUUUACGAAACAUUUUAUCAAUGAAUAAAAAAGAAAAAGAUGGAACCUUAACACAUAUUAAAUUACCAAAUAUUUUACCGGAUAUUUUUCAAAUAAUAUUAAGGUAUAUUUAUGGAGGGAGGCUUUCUUUUGAAGGAUAUGAUGUUACAGAUGUCAUUAAAACUCUGGUUGCCGCUAGCGAACUUGACCUUCAAGAAUUAGUUAAUCAUUUACAAUUUUUUUUGAUUAAAAAUAAUUCAACCUGGAUGAAAAAUAAUUUUAAUAUGAUUUAUAAAACAAGCUUUGAAAAUGAUUCUUUGUUAGAACUUCAAAAUUAUUGUAAUUAUCUUAUUACCGAGAAACCAGAUAAGAUAUUCAAAUCAAUUGAUUUUUCUUCAAUUCCGGAAAAAAUUUUGAUCUCGCUUAUUCAAAAUGAUAACCUAAAAAUAAAUGAAGUUCAGAUUUGGAAACAUGUUCUUAAAUGGGGACUCGAUCAAAAUCCAGGACUUCCCUCAGAUUCUUCAAGCUUUUCUUCAGAUGAUUUUAGCGUAUUAAAAAAUACUUUGCAACAAUGUAUUCCUUUUAUUAGGUUCUAUAAUUUAACUUCAAAAGAAUUUUUAGAAAAUGUAUUUCCCUAUAGAAAAAUUAUGCCCGAGAAAUUAUUUAUGGAUUUGUUAAAACUUUUUUUGGAUCAUGAUUAUAAGCCAACCGAUCAGUCAGAGCCAGAGGAAACUAAGGAGAUUAAACCCGAAGCUCAGACAUCUGAAAAGAUUGAAACCGAGUCAACAAAUGCUAGAACCAUUCCAAGUAUUAAACCACAGAUAUUUAAUGAAACCAGGCCAACAAGUAUUAGAGUCAAUGAGGCCAGUUCAACCAAUACUAUACAUAUUAAUUCGAACAUUAUUACAAUAGAACAUGCAAGAUUAAUCUCGAAAUGGAUUAAUAGAUUAGCUGUUAACGCUUCGUAUGAAUUCAAAUUGAUCCAUCGUGGGUCUCGUGAUGGAUUUGAUCGUAAUAUAUUUCAUAACAUUUGUGAUUAUCAGUCUAGCACCGUAACUGUUAUUAAAGUGAAGGACAGUAGCGAAAUUCUUGGAGGGUAUAAUCCACUUGAAUGGAAAUCUAAUAGUAGUUAUGGCCAUACUUCUGAUAGUUUUAUAUUCUCUUUUGAAAAUAAUCAUAGUAUCAAAAAUUAUAUAUUAAGUCGUGUUAGGAAAGGGAAUUAUGCCAUAUCUAAUGACUCUAAUCGCGGCCCGUCAUUUGGCAAAAGUGACCUUGUGAUGCGUGGAAACUUUUAUAGUAAUUGUUGUUGUAUAAUAUCUUCUUAUGAAAGACCGAUCAGGAAGGUUAUGGAAAAAUUUUCCGUAGAUGAAUAUGAAGUAUUUCAAGUUACAAGAAUUUAAUUUUUUUUCUCGCUAAAAAUUUUUUUUUUUAUUUUUGAUUCAUAUAUUUUUUAGAGUUUAAAUGGAUUAUUAUUUAUUUAAAUAAAAACUUGAUUUUCAAUAUUCAUACUGUAAUCUGAUAUACGUUUUUUUUAAUUCAUAUAUACUUUUCACACCAUUUUGAUAUGGUAAUAAUACAUUAUUAACGCAGUAUAAAGAACAAAUAUUGAUGCAGUUUGGCGUCGACUUAACUGAUUGGUUUUAACAGAAUUGUAAU
Messenger RNA from Rhizophagus irregularis DAOM 181602=DAOM 197198, 1789 nucleotides. RefSeq lists its product as uncharacterized. The record is from RefSeq and is a predicted model, not a curated record. NCBI's taxonomy places the organism in Eukaryota, Fungi, Glomeromycota, Glomeromycetes, Glomerales, Glomeraceae. Gene Ontology annotation, molecular function: protein binding.